AUGCAGAAUGGCCAUCUGGCUCCCAGCUUCCCGACGGGUCCCAUUACCUCGGUCGCCAACGGAGACGCCCAGUUGCUUUUAGUCUGUGAAGAGGACGAGGGGGAGACUCAGGCUACCCUGCGUCCAUUGAAACGACGUCCUCACCUCUUGCACCCCAGCCAUGGACGUUGGGAUGCCUCGACGACUACCAUCUCCGUGGGCGAAGAGAACGGUGCCAGCCAUGCGAGGGCAGAACAAGAGGCACUGUUCAAUUGCAACAAGGCUGAUGAGAAUGUGAUCAUCCAGGCCACGGAUGGCAGCGCGAUUGCGGACUCCGUUACCGAAUCCUUGAAUCUCGGGCAAGGGAGAGAGCUCACCGGUACUGACGCCGAGGCUGAUGAAUGGACAAGGGAUGCAAUCGAGUCUUCUGGAGCUGGCGAGGCGGUUCACAUGAAUGGUCUUGCGCCUGGUGCCUCUUACGACGACCCAAAUCUGGACCAGUGGCAGACGCUUUCCAGUGAGCCCAUCGCCCUGGUGGCCACGGCCUCAAAGCGCAAGAGUGCCGAACUCUUGCACACGCUAAUCACUUCGGCCCCGAUGACGAACGGCGCCGGAGAGGAGAUCGAGCUGGACCAGCUUUGUCACCGACCUCAGGUGAGCCUCUCCUGA
Protopolystoma xenopodis is the source of this 648-nucleotide messenger RNA. NCBI's taxonomy places the organism in Eukaryota, Metazoa, Platyhelminthes, Monogenea, Polystomatidea, Polystomatidae. The record is from the annotation of a GenBank genome assembly.